AUGGAUUCAUCAAUGGAAUAUCUCACCGAUCUCGAAGGAACACAGGUCACGUUUGAUGCCGUUGCAGAGCCACCAUUCAACUUCCCUGCCCAGACAUGGACGAUACUUGAGAAGCUCGACGAGGAGUCGAAUUGCCUGACAGACGAAGACAUCGCCGCGGAGCUCGGGCCCUCAGAUACGGUCGGGAAGUUCCUAUGCCGACCUGCUAGUGAGGAAGACGACAACAGGCGCGCAUUCUUGCGUAUCUACCAACAGGUCCCUAUAGCUGGAACUGAAACGAAAAGGGCCGCCAUACGGGCUAGCCAGGCCGUCGACACCCCUCCCGACCACUCAGAACUGAUUGCUUUCCGGAAAUUCACAGAGCUAGGUUGUGAUGUUGUUCCUCGACUGCUAGGCUAUCAACAGCGCCAGCAAGACCACGAUGAGGGUGUUCCUGGGGGAUACAUUACGUACAUUCUAUGGGAAAAAGUCCCCGGCGAGUCUCUUAACUUGACCGGAUUCUGGAGGCUACCCUUUGCCGAUCGCCAGGCCAUCCGCGAUAAAUUUCGCCAAGUCUAUGAGUAUGAUUAUGUAGUGACCACUGCGAAGCAUAGGGCUAACAGAGAGCAGAAGGUUUUUGCCGUGCGGGUAUAUGCCAUGUAUGGCUGGCAUAUCUGCGGGUUCAAAUGCGCAUCUCCGUUUGACGAACCUCAACAGUGGGAUGAUGUUAACUACUUCCAAUACGGAUUAAUUCAACCCUCCGAUAGCCCGUUCUACUGGGAAGGAACACCACCCGAAACGGAGGAUUGGAUCGAAGAUGAAAACGGCUGGACGUGGUGA
Molecule: messenger RNA, 819 nt
Organism: Penicillium psychrosexuale
Lineage: Eukaryota; Fungi; Ascomycota; Eurotiomycetes; Eurotiales; Aspergillaceae
Exons: 2
Coding region: 1-819 (272 amino acids)
Source: RefSeq, a predicted model, not a curated record